AGUGACGGACCCGCCGGCGCUCGGGAAGCACAGGGCGGCACCGCAUUUGGCUUCCCGGUCACGGCUGUUCCCACCCCUUCCUGCCGCCGCGCUCAGUUCCGGCCGCUGCCGCCGCCGCCAGGAUGAUCCCGCCGGUGCAGGUGUCCCCGCUCAUCAAGUUCACCCGCUACUCGGCGCUGCUCGUGGGGAUGAUCUACGGCAAGAAGCGAUACGACUACCUGAAGCCGAUUGCUGAGGAAGAGAGAAGAGUAGAAGCGGCGGAGAAAAAGAAACGUGAAGAACUGGAGCGAAUUGCAAAAGAGCUUGCAGAAGCAAGUGAAGAUUCCAUACUGAAAUAAACAACAGAUUUCAUCUGAAUUCUGCACAUGGAAAUACAUGGCUAGGCUCUGAGCUGUCCAAUGCUUUUUCAACUCUGUGUGAUACUCUAUCAAUAAAGUACUUACUAAACUUCA
Camarhynchus parvulus is the source of this 452-nucleotide messenger RNA. RefSeq names its product ATP synthase membrane subunit e (gene ATP5ME). The coding region runs from base 123 to 338 and encodes 71 amino acids. The record is from RefSeq and is a predicted model, not a curated record. Gene Ontology annotation, biological process: proton motive force-driven ATP synthesis. Gene Ontology annotation, molecular function: proton transmembrane transporter activity. The transcript is spliced from 4 exons. Lineage: Eukaryota; Metazoa; Chordata; Aves; Passeriformes; Thraupidae.